GAGAUCGUGUUUGAAAACAGUGCUAGAACUCUCUGGUGCCAGAUUACAACAGUAUAAACCUGGCUUCCAACACGUAUUGCUCGAUAUUUGGGUCCGCUAGCGCUAAAGUCAAUGAAUUCUCCCUCGGAAGAAAAUAAGAAAAGACAUCGCGAGAACUUUUCUACGCCUGAAAGUGAUCCGAAUGUACUGGAAGCGAGCACUGUAAAGUGUUUUCCCGCUGUCAAACGCAGUUUUCGUCAAAAACAGAGUAAUUGGAGAUGGAGAUGGAGGUAUUUUACGAGGUAUGUUUUUCUUAUUUUAUCAUCUCCCCUUUGUGGCAAGAUCAAAACCUUUUUCUGCAUGUUGGAUCGAGUAGUUUUACUUGAAUUGGCGGCAAUCAAAAGUAAUUGUUGAUACUUCACAUCCUUCGUCAUGUUCGCAGAUAUUCUGCACGGUAAUGAACUCCCCGUGGAUUCCAGAGGCAAACAUCGCAUCAUAUUGUGUAACAAAAGUUGUUCAACUCUAAUAUCACAAAGAUGCAUUUUUACUGGUAUUUCAGAUGUAUGCGUUUGCAGAAUGUUUUAGCGAAAAUGAUAGGCGUUGAGAAUUAUUUUUGCAAAAAAAUAUGUUACAGCAGAUGGUUUCUCGUAGUUCUUCAAUAUCGCAAAGAGUCGAUUCGUCGACUGGAUAUGAAUUUCAUCUCAGAUUUUUUAUAAUUCUUGAAAACAUCUAACGAACGAAAUCCAAAUUUGAAUGCUUGCUUGUUAAUUUCAUCGGUCAGGUGAAUUUCUUUCUUUUUAAAAAUCCCCGGUUAUAUCUGUGUAGGCACGAAAUUGAAAAUAUUCGGGUAAAACCCCUUUGUAGUUGGCGGCUAUUCGGAAGCUUCUCUUUCUUAAAUAUUUUGUAUUGGUCUUCCUUAAGUGUUGAGUCGAGACCACUUCGAAUUUUUAUUAUGGGAAGAAUAUUUGGGCACGCGUAUGAAAUCGUUCAUCGAUCCUCAAAACACAAUGAUUUUCGAUUCAUAUUUAAUAACUUGCCAAACCACAGAAACUAAACAAUUUCGAUUCUUGACGAGGAUAAAUUCCUUUAAUUUUAAUAAUCCUGAACACAAAUUUUUUUUGCAGAAGGUUUUUAAUUCGAUUUGUGACGUAUAUUGGUUUUAUUUUUUGUCAACUGGGUAAACAAGUUGAACUCCUCGCUGUGUUUAGAAUUGUUGUAGCCUGCCAUGAGAGUUUCGUCGCCCAAAACAACACUUUGGAUUUAAUUUUCUAGAACCAUCAACUACACAAUAGUUUGUGGUCGAUUUUUACCCCUAAGGAUUUUGGAUGUGGCUUAUGAUUCACAAAAAUAGUAGGCGGUUUUUCUUUCUUUAUGGUAAACACGUGGAGCUAUUGUUUUUAAUGAACUUCGUAUUGGUUUACAGUGGCGAAACCACACAUCAGAUUUCUAUCGUUGUGUAACACUGAUGACAUUCGGUCACAGGAGUGUUCUCCUCAAAAAACCGCAAACAGCUAUUGCUUACUUUUGUAAAAAAACAUUACUAAUUGCCAGUCAAUUCUGAAUCAUUUCUGAUUUCUCUCAGUCAUGUCUAGCUACAAACUUUUAUGCUGUAUUAUCAGUGACUUCUCUCACGCAUAUAUAGCUUCAAAAUUUUAUACUGUUAAUUGGAAACGGUUUAAUUUUUACACAGUGCUGGCUAGCAUCUCGUACCUCUUCCUCACAAGCUUAAGCAUUUGAUUUCCUGUUAUUGAUAACAUGUGUGCUUCCUUUAAGCCUAAUUUUAAUAACUUGGCUAUUCAUUAGAUUAUCACAAUGCUAUGCUCUGCUAGCCUCUGGCAGAGCUAGUUGUCCCUUGCUAGAUGUUUAUUGAGUAAAGUUGACAACUGUUACAGAUCUGAAUUCUGAAGACAGCCACGUUGCCUUUUCACCAGCAGAAACUGUUGAGCAUAAUCAUUGCUUAAAGGAAAACAAAAACAAAUACAGUUCAUUUCCAUUUAUAUCUUAUCAAUUAGAUCACAGAUGACACGAAAGUGAAACGAAAACAAAAUCAGGGUUAAUUACCCGAGGAGUAGAGUAUAAACAACAGACAAUGUUGUACAAUUUCUAUUUAUAAAGACAAAUUCUGAUAAGGCAAUUUUUGUCAAAAGCAAUGCAUGUUAAAUAUUGAAGGAUGUCAGAGAUUUUUGACACAGAGAACAUUCAUGCAAAGUGACUCAUGCUUGCUUGUCUGAUUUGUGUUGUUGACAGGGCCCUGCAGCCAAUCUCAGAACAAGGUGAAAAUGCAAAAGAUGACACAAUUAAAGGUGAUGAGAGUGACCGCAAUUCAGCAGGGGUUGGAAGCAAUGAAAAGGAUUUAGAAAGAGGGCAUGAGAGCAUAGAUUUAUACAAUAAAGAUAAAGUGGAUUGUGCAUACAACACAAAGGAUGAAAAUAGUCUUCAAAAUAAUCAAGAAUCACUGGCAUCUAAAGAAGAUUACAGUGCCUGUAACAAACUAAUUGAGAAGUUUCAAGAAGCUGUGUUAGAUAAUGCAGUAAGAAUCAUUCAAGCUACCUUUAAACGUUUUAGAGAAAGGCGCCAUUUUCUGAAACUAAAGAAAGCAGCUACAGUAAUACAAAGGAGUGUAAGGCAGUGGCUUAAAUUGAGACAGUUGAAUGAAAGGCCUCGGCUAAAAUCUCCCAAGCACAAAGGAAAGCUUGAAAUAGGGGAACAAAAGAGUGGUUCAAUGCCAGAUCUGCUGAAUGAAAAAGUUGAUGGUAUUCACACUGAAAACAAAGAAAAAGGAGGUGCAAGAGAGACACCUCAUGGAGAAUUUGAAGAUGAAAGAGAACCAACAAAUGGAGGCUUUGAGGAUGAAAGAGACAACUGCCAGUGUAACUGCAAGGAACUGAUUCAUGGUAAUGAGGAACUCUGUGCACGAGAAUCAACUGUGGAUGAAACUGACCAAUUUGACAUUUCAUUUGAUAGUCUCGACACUGAAUCUUUUAUGGGGAGUGCUGAUAAUCUCAAUGAAACAGAUGUCUUCAUAGACCAGAAUGGAGAUAAUUCUCCCACUGGUGAUGCAGAUGCUCUCUCACUGGCUGACAGCGGCAUUGACAUGUGUUCUGAUACAGUCCAAGAAGUUGCUAUCAUUGAGGAAUGUGAAUUUUCCAAGAUUGAAAAUACCCUUCCAAAUACCUCAAGCUCAUUAACAAAUGAACCAACUGAUCACCAAAAAUGAGAAGAAUUUGGUCCUCGCUGGCAUAACAAUUUCUAAAUACUGGUACUCUGACUGUACUAAUUCAAAAUCUUGAAAAAAAAAUUCUCUCACAGGUAUAUAUGAAUGUGUUAGAAAUUGUCCGGAGAAAGUGGACACAAUUCAGUCUUGGGGUUUUUUUACUUUUCCCUUUUCAUUUCUUGUGCAUAUUUUUUUUGGUAAAAUAUUAACAAUAUCAUGAUCAUAUAUUGAAGUCUGAGUGAUGGGGUUGAAAAACAAAAAUCAUUGCUCAAUAUAAGAUGUAUUAUUACGCAGAUCUGAGCUAUUUUAUAUUUCUCAUGUUUUAUUUUUAGCAUGAGAACUCUGUACCCAUCUCAAUUUCAGCUUUGAAGACAAUUUGUUUACGUCACUUUUGAGUAUUAUUACUUUCAUUGCCAAGCUCCCAAAAGAUUGAUGGAUUUGGUUAUUUUAAAAUGUCACUUAAGCUCAAGUAAGGCCAUAACAAUUGUGUUGUUUGUAGAUGAUAAAUUUACACUUUGCUAGCUGGCUUGCCUUAAGCAGUUUAUGAAGAUAUUUGCAUUCACUUUGAAUUGAAAACUUAUUCUGUUCUCCUCAUAUGUCGACCCAAAUAAGAGAAAAUUUUGACAUAAUGUUUAUGUGCCAUUGGAGGAAAACUCAUUCUUUCUCAAACUUAUUUAGUUGGGAUAUCCUUGUAAUGAGAUUUAAACCUGUAAGUUGUGUUUCUGAUGUUGACUUUUUUUAAAGUGUAUCUGCACAGUACUUUUCAGGUGACUUGAAGUUUGUUUGUUCAUCUUUGUGAAUUCUUCUGCUUUUUUUUCUUUUGCAUGCUAAUUGCAGUAAAGUAUGAGAAUGCCAGUAGUUUGUAAUUACACUUUACUAUAGUCCCAUUCCUAGAAAGAGAAGAGGAAAGUAUGUAAAGUAUAUAAUAGAUAGUCAUUUUCAAUUUAUUAGUUUCUUUUCUAAACAUUGCUAAAUAAAUGCAUUUCAAUUCAAUUGGCUUCAAAUGCAUGCAAAAUUUUGGAAUAGAUAUGACGCAUCAAUGGAACAGAAGAAUGAAAAGUUUCCAUCACUUGUAAAAAGUGAUUUAAAAAAUUUUGUUGAAUUUUAUAUUAAAUUGUGAAUAAAUUAUGGUUGUUGCAUGGAGUCUGUUCCAGACUUUCAGGCAACCAGAAUAUUCAAUGCUUAUUUAUGAAAAAUACUUGAAGAAUUUUU
Pocillopora meandrina is the source of this 4405-nucleotide messenger RNA. NCBI's taxonomy places the organism in Eukaryota, Metazoa, Cnidaria, Anthozoa, Scleractinia, Pocilloporidae. The record is from the annotation of a GenBank genome assembly.